AUGAAUGCAGCAUUUGUAAAUAGUCCUUUGUUGUCUUCUUUUGUGCCUCGUCAUUUGAGGUUUCGUGCUAAGUUUAUGAGAAAGUCAUUUUAUUCUAGGCUGGAGUUGUAUAGGAAGAUUUAUGCGUUAAAGAGUGAAGACUUUAGGGUUAGUAAUAAAGAAUAUACUACGGUGUUUAAGCCUAGGCGUAUUAAGUAUCAUUAUCAGUAUUCUAGGGCUCCGCACCACAACUCUUUGAAGCUUAAAUAUUUUUAUCCUGGUUUACUUCCUCCUAAAUUUUCUUUGCAUAAAGAGAAUGGUUUGAAAAGUUUUUUAGUUUUGGAUGCUAAGUUGUCUGUUCCAGCAGUUAAUAAAAAUUUUUUGUUUUUAAGAACUAAAGCUGUUGAUUCAUAUGGUUCAUUGUUGAAGUUAGUGAAAAACUUGAUUAUUGAGUUUCAACAUUUUUUAUUUGGUUUUAAAAUAAGAUCUAAAAAAAAAAAUAAGAAGUCUAUUAGGGCGAUGUUGUAUUUUUUUUAUUUGAACAAGUAUAAAAGAAGGCCAGUAUUUUAUUCUCGCUAUAAAAAAAUUUUUAGGAGUUUUUUUUUAAGAAGAUUUAUAAAGGCUAAGCGUUAUAAGUUAUUUAAAAAUAAAUAUUUAAAGAGAUUAAAUUCAGUUAAUUUUACGAAUAUUUAUACAGUUUAUAAUAGGUUAUUAUCUAUUAGAAAAAAUUUAAUUAAUUCUUAUUUUACUAUUGACAGUGCCCGAGUUUUUGCUCAACUGACUAAGCCUAUGUCUGUUUUAUAUAGGUUAGGUGCUAAAUAUCAUAAGAUUAAGCACUUUAAUCCAGUUAUUAGUAAUUAUAUGUACUUUUUAAAAAAAAAUCAAUUUACUAAUGUAAUUAAAAAACGUUGGGUUAUAAUAACAAAUAAUUUUAAACGUCCACAGACUAUUGACUUAAAGUUUGACUUAAAUGAAUAUUUUACAGAAAGAGAAAUAGAUUAUUGGUUUACUGGAGGAAAAAGAAAAAAAAUAGUUAAUGGUAUUAGAAGGUUAAUUCGUCUUAUGAAAUCUACAGGGAAGCGUAAGUCAUUACCAAAAAGAUUUAAAAAAUAUAUGAAGCGUCAUAGAGUGGUUAAAAGAAAAAUAUAUUUACAGCUUCCUAAUAGAGUUGCGAAUUAUUAUGGGUUUUUAGAAAAAAGAUUUUUAAAUAGGGUUUAUAAGAUGGAUAUAUCUAAAACUAGGUAUAAAAGGUCAUAUGUCAAUAUAUUUAGUAAAUAUUUGUUUAUUAAUAGGUUGGAUGCUCAAUUGUUUAAUAUGCAUUUAUCUGACACUAUAUACCAUAGUAGACAAUUAGUAAAUAGAAAAUUUUUAAAUAUAAAUGAUAGGCAAAGCUUUAGAAAUGAAGUUUUAAGUGCUGGGGAUAUACUACAGUUUAAUCUUCCUUGGGUUUAUAAUUUUGUAUCGGAUUAUAAAUUUUUUAAAUUUUUUAGAAAAGUUAAUUUAUUAACUAAUUUUUCUGCGGUGUAUAAGCCCUCAUUCUACGGAUUAGAUGUAAUGCCAACAAAAACUGUAUUUAACUUAUCAUUAAUAAAUGUUGUUAAAAAAUUAGGUCGUAGGUAUUCUAGAAUAUUAAGAAGGGUGUCUAUGAGCAAGUAUAGUGCUAUGAUUAAGGCUAUAAUGUUUAAUAUUAAAUGGGCUUUAAAGCUACAAAUAAUUUCAUUAAAUUAUUUAAGUAAAUCAUCAUAUAAGUUAUUUAGAAAAGGUCAAGUUUCUGAUCAAUUAUAUAGUGAAGUAUAUAAUAAAAUGUUUAUUUUAACAGAAUCAAUUUUUAGGUUAAAACCUAAAAAUAUUAUUGGUAUGUAUAACAAUUCAUUAAAAUUACCAGCUCUUUUAAAUUUAUUAAAUUCGGGAGCUUCAGGCUUAAGGGCUGCUAGAAGAUUAUUGAGUGGAAUUAAGUUUAGAAGGUAUAAACGAAGACAUCGUUCUAGGACUACACUUAAUAAAUUGUUAUAUAAUAAAAGAAGAGGCAAAAGAAAAAGAAUUUCAUAUAGAUUACGUAGAAUUACUACUAAAAUAGUAUUUCGAGAUUUAUAUGCAAACAUUAAAAAAUAUUUAUCUAUUGAAUCUUUAAAGUCUGUUCGUUAUAAAUGGGCGCCUAGAUAUAACCGAAAAUUUAAACAAAGAUUAAUGAGAAGAAUUUACCAGCCUUCAUUAUUCAGUGUACCUACUAAUACUUGUAGAUUAGUAAAUAAAUCUAUUUACUGGCAUCUACUCCGUACUAGAGGAUACAUUAUUAAUGGGUGGUUUACUAAUAUAGUAGCUGAAUUCCUAUCAGCAAUAACAAAUUACUGUGAACUAGCUAUAAAUAAACAAGAAGUAGCUAUUUUACCAAAUAUACUUAAAAACAUAGAAUUUCAAAAAGGAUACAUUGAAUCUAUUAGCAACAAAUAUCUAAAAGCUAAAGAAUAUAGAAUUGUUAAGAUACUAAACUCUAUAUUAAAAUUACGCGUAAGAAUCAAAAAACAGCAUAGACGCAAAUUAAAAGUAAGGCUUAAAAAGAGAUACAAAAUUCUAAGCCAGAAACAAAAUAAGAAUAUUCUUAAAAAACCCCAAAUAGAUAAAUAUUUAACUAUUAAAAACUUAAGAAUUUAUAAAAGUAACAACCCUAAAAACAAAACAAAACAAAAUAUCAACAGUUUAGCCAAUCUUAUGCCGCACUUUAAAAAAGAUUACAAGGCUUUGUUAGGUCACCGUGUAGAUUUGUCUGGGGAGGUCCCUAGCACAAUCAUUCCUUAUAAAGAAGAACUAAAUAGAGCGUAUAAACCAAAUCAUGAUUAA
Fonticula alba is the source of this 2817-nucleotide messenger RNA. The record is from the annotation of a RefSeq genome assembly. NCBI's taxonomy places the organism in Eukaryota, Rotosphaerida, Fonticulaceae.